Messenger RNA from Fusarium odoratissimum NRRL 54006, 1896 nucleotides. RefSeq lists its product as uncharacterized. Gene Ontology annotation, molecular function: Hsp70 protein binding. The record is from RefSeq and is a predicted model, not a curated record. The coding region runs from base 217 to 1461 and encodes 414 amino acids. The transcript has 3 exons. Gene Ontology annotation, cellular component: cytoplasm. NCBI's taxonomy places the organism in Eukaryota, Fungi, Ascomycota, Sordariomycetes, Hypocreales, Nectriaceae. Gene Ontology annotation, biological process: protein refolding.
UCCCAAAAAGUGUAGCACUUGAUAACACGCUGGUGUUUCGAGGUUCAGGCGACUUUCUUUGUCCGUUCUCUAUCGAGUCAACUCACCCUCCUUUUCCCUCGCAACACCUCGAGGUCUGUCCUUCUUUACCACUCAGGUCGGCAGAUUGCUUAUAUAAAGUCUCUUUCCUUUUUUUUUUUUCUUUUUCUUUUUUAUAUUUGCAGGAAGAGAGACAAGAUGUUAUUCCAUACAGCGGCCCUCGUGGUCCUUCUAGCUCUGGUCCAGCUAGCUGUAUGCGCCCAAGACUAUUACAAGGUUCUCGGUGUAGACAGGCAAGCAGGGAAGAAGGAAUUAAAGCAAGCAUAUCGUCAAUUGUCGAAGAAGUUCCAUCCAGACAAGAAUCCUGGCGACGAUACAGCACACGAUAAGUUCGUCGAAGUUUCCGAAGCCUACGAUGUCUUGAGCGAUGAGGAAAUGCGCAAAGUCUACGACCAAUACGGCCACGAGGGUGUUCAACAGCGCCGCCAAGGAGGAGGUGGUGGUGGUGGUCAUGAUCCCUUCGAUCUCUUCAGCCGCUUUUUCGGUGGUCACGGCCACUUCGGACGAGCAUCUAGCGAACCCCGAGGACACAAUGUCGAAGUCCGUGUCGAAAUCUCCCUUCGCGACUUUUAUAACGGCGCCACCACCGAGUUCUCCUGGCAGAAGCAACACAUCUGUGAAGCUUGCGAAGGCACUGGAAGCGCAGAUGGACAAGUUGAUACCUGUCAUACUUGUGGCGGUCAUGGUGUACGCAUCGUGAAGCGCCAGCUCGCUCCUGGAAUGUUCCAGCAGUUUCAGCAAAGAUGCGAUGCUUGUGGCGGUAGGGGCAAGAACAUCAAGCACAAGUGCAAGGUCUGCCAGGGUGAACGGGUUGAGAGGAAGGCGACGACUGUUCAACUCAACGUCCAGCGUGGAGCUGCUCGCGACUCCCGCGUUGUCUACGAGAACGAAGCUGAUGAGAGUCCUGAUUGGGUCCCUGGCGACUUGUUGGUGACAUUAUCUGAGAGGGCUCCAUCAUAUGACAAUAAUCCCGAUAAGGCCGAUGGCGCAUUCUUCCGUCGCAAGGGUAAUGAUCUGUACUGGACCGAGGUUCUCUCUCUUCGGGAAGCCUGGAUGGGCGGCUGGACUCGCAACCUCACUCAUCUCGAUAACCACGUCGUGCGGUUAAGUCGACCCCGCGGUAAGGUCAUCCAGCCCGGCCAUGUCGAGACUGUGGCUGGAGAGGGUAUGCCCAUCUGGCACGAGGAUGGCGACAGCGUGUACCACAAGACCGAGUUCGGAAACCUAUACGUCGAGUACGCAGUCGUACUGCCCGAUCAGAUGGACUCCAACAUGGAAAGCGAUUUCUGGAGCCUCUGGGAGAAGUGGCGACUCAAGAGCGGCGUCGAUCUACAUAAAGACAGCGGACGACCAGAGCCAGCGCACACUAGAGACGAGUUAUAAUGAGUAAAAGGUGAUCGGCGUCGAGGAUGAGGAGUUAGUUGUAUGAUUUAUAAGAAGGGGGCUAUAUAUAUUAGUGUCGAUACGAAAGGAUACCAAUGGCAUGUUUCAGAAUAUUAUAGACGUUAUGGAAAUGUGUUUUAAAGUAUCGGUUACAAGAUGCUUAAGGGUCUGUUGGGGUAAGAUCCAGGAACCGGAACAAAACCUCCAGUAAAUGACGGCGGUAAUGACGUGCCCCACAGAAUGUAACAUCGACUUACAAGGAAACACCCAGAACAAUCCAACAAUCUCACAGAAGUCAAAACCUCAUAUCAUACAAUCACAUACCGAAAAGAACCAAUCCUCCAAUCAACUAUAUCUUGAAGCUUAAGCGAAACUUCUACAACAUCCUUGUUCUAACUAAUGUGGCUUAGACCUCUCCAUAAAUGAAGCCAUCAC